AGCUGAAAUGUCUGCGAAAAUACUCCUCAACUGCCUUAUUAUUAUCAUGUCUCUGCAGUGUUCCUUAGCUUUUUGGUGGUAUUUGGGCGAGAAGAAUGCCCCGAGUGACUGCCACGAUGAAAAGAAAUUGAAACUCACCUCAGACCAAAAGAGGGAGUGUGGAGAGAAGAAGUUUAUCAAGGCACUGGGUCGAGGUCUGAAUCGGGGUAUCCAGCAGUGCGGGGAGGAGUUCUCUAAAAAGCGCUGGAAUUGUCACACCAGCAAGGAGUAUCCUAACUUAUUCGGAAACAUUGUCAAUAAAGAUCUGAGUGAGACUGGGUUUAUCUACGCCUUGAUGUCUGCUAGCGCGAUGGUGGGCGUAGUGGACGCCUGUUCUGAUGGUGAUAUCUACAUGUGUGGGUGUAGGGAGAUGAAUGAUGUGCCGGAUCCGCAGCCAGACUGGACUUGGGGCGGCUGUUCUGAUGCAGUCGACAAUGUUGUUAUAGACAAAACAAAGAGGUUUGUAGACAGCCCGCACCAAGCCAACUCCAUGCCAGACAGAAUAAAGCGGCACAACAACCGAGCAGGGACCCUGGCUGUGCGAGAUAACAUGGAGACGAUAUGUAAGUGUCAGGGACUCUCCGGUUCGUGUACCGUAAAAACCUGUUACCAGAGGAUACCGACCAUGACAACCAUAGGUGCUAACUUGGUAACCAAGUACAAGUACGCCACUAGAGUGCUGGACACUAGACGUGAUGACACGUGGGUACUGUACGAUCUACACGGAAUACAGCCGCGCCAGAGUGAGCUUAUUUACAUGGAGUCCACCAACCCGGAUCAGUUUUGUUUACCGAAUGAAGCAGUCGGCAGUAUCGGCACUCAGGGACGCAUUUGCAGCGUCACAUCCCUGGAGUCAGACGCGUGCAACAAUUUGUGUUGCGACCGCUCUUACCUAGACUCCCAGAAAGACGUGAACUAUGACUGUAAAUGCAAAUUCGUAUACGACAGUCUAGCAAUGAGGUGUGAGCGGUGUCGGAAGACUGUUGUAGAAACAAGAUGUACGUAAAAUUAGUCUCAGCUCGUUCCAGCGAGCUUAUCACUUCUGUUUCUUAUUGUUGGAGUUACUUGUUACUAGUUAUUUGCGCCUCUGUGUGCCCUAGCGGCCUCUAAGCAUUGCUCUCAUGAAGUUCAAUCCGCAGUGCAUUCUCAGCCUCAAGUUCCAGAACUUUUGAACCUGUUUAUGUGGUUCGAUUGAAAAACGAACAAAGAAUUAAAGACUCAGAAUUAUAUUAACCGAUGUUUUUAUAUAUUUUACUAAAUUGUGUGCGAUAACUGAUGGACAAAGAGUGAAUUGUGUUAAACCUCAGUUCAGCUAGUCGUGCUGUGAGACAACAUUUUUUAUUUCACCCGCCCUACUUGCUCUGGCUCUUGCUGUUUUCUGCAAAGCUAAUCCUGGGCCCAAGAGGGACCUAAUCAAGUUGACUAAUGUGGCAAAGUGCCAAUGCCCCAUAAAUUGAGCAGACACUUUUUAUGUUUUCAGUUGUUAAACCGGGAAAGCUUGUCACAUUUGUUUCUUCAAUGCAUUGAAUCCUCAAGUGUGCUCUGUGUUAGCAUGCAUUUUGCAGCACUUCUAGAUUUUAUGGGAUUUUUAACGGACGUUACAGAAUAUAGAGGGUGUGAUGGCCGAGGAUCCAACAGUUUUAGAAAAGUGUCUCAGUAAAACCCGAAAUAACCCCCUGAUAUUAAUAUAUCUGUUUCUGUUUCCAAAGGGGCACUCACGGGGCAGCCUUGCUUAGUUGUGCAGGAUACGCGCCAGUAAUUUUAUUUCCCUUCUGCGGUAGGUUAUUGAAUGGGGAAACCGCCGAUCAUAUGACCGAGACGGGGUGUUUUAUUGGGCUAUCGUUAUUGAGGGAGGAAUACACUGGUGGCUGGAAAGGAGCUGGCUUUUUGAUAGGCUGGGAAACGUCCGUUAAAACGUCUGACAGAUUGCCCCGUGAGAAUUAUAGGGUUAGAGUUAGCUUGUGAAAUGAUUUCCCUCAUCGACAGAUAUGCUGAUAAUGAUAUGGAGGCGAUCUUUAGCGCCAACACCAGAGAUGUGAAUGACUAAAUGACAUAUUUGUACCAAUUGAGUACACAUUUUUCUCUUCGAAAUUGUCGAUCGGUUAUCAUUUCCCGCUCAGAACUGUUUAUGUAAUUGUUAUUAGAAUUUUGAUGAGAAUUUUUAUCAUUAUUAUAGCUGGCAGCAAAACGCCUGAAAUCUGACAUAAAUGGAUAUUGAUGGAGCGGAAUAAUCAUAAUUAGAUAUUGUCUGGAAUUAGAUAUUGUCUGGAUUAGAUAUUGUCUGGAUUAGAUAUUGUCUGGAAUUUUGACGCUUUACAGAAUGUAGAUACAGUGAAACGAUUUGCUGAUGUAAGAUAGGUAUUUUCUUGACUAGGAGUCUUACUCCUUAUAAAAAUACAACAGAUUUUUAUAUGUUUCUCUCCAAUAUUGAUAUCUGAAAGGUACCCUAAAGUUAUGAUUAUUUGAAUUACUAAGAUUAUGAUCUCAGAUUUUAAUCCCGCGGAUUCAAAGUUUCGCUAUUCAUCUAGGCAGUGCUUUAAUUUUUAUUAUAUUUGAUGGUUAAUAUUAUAUUAUUAAUAAUAAUAAUGCGGCAUUACUCCGUUGUGAUGCUGUUUAGAAAUUGAAAUAAUAUCGGCAUUUUAGUGGCUGAAACUGAGCACGAAUUGCAUUUUGAUAUGAACCGAUCUUACGUUGUAAUUACACCGAUUUGUAACUUUGAUAUUUGAAAUUAAACGUUUAUGGAUAUUAUACAUUUAUAUUACAUUUCAAAUAUUUGAACCAAACUUUACGCUGCUGAACACCAUUGUUACUGUAUACCAAGAUAUCAAUUUCCACUCUGU
Molecule: messenger RNA, 2879 nt
Organism: Bolinopsis microptera
Lineage: Eukaryota; Metazoa; Ctenophora; Tentaculata; Lobata; Bolinopsidae
Product: protein Wnt-1-like
Exons: 6
Coding region: 8-1045 (345 amino acids)
Biological process (GO): cell fate commitment; multicellular organism development; canonical Wnt signaling pathway
Cellular component (GO): extracellular region
Molecular function (GO): frizzled binding; cytokine activity
Source: RefSeq, a predicted model, not a curated record